AUGAGCAUCUCUCUAAAUAAUCAUCUAAUCUCCUAAAAUCACACAAUUUCAGAGAUUUUUGAUUAAGUUUAAGAACAAAUAAAAAAACAGCAUUAAGAAAUACAACAGAUACAAUUAUAGAGAUAAAAAACAAAUGAAAAAUUGUAAAAACACCUAGAAAAGCUCAAUCACCUAGUUUAAAGAUUGAUCGAUCAAUAGAUUAGUUAACAUCCUAAAUCUAAAUAAAAUCUCUCUAAUCAGUAAUACAAAUAUGAAAUUCAAAUGGAUCAUAAUCUUGAACUUCCAUGUUAUAGAAACAGAAUUUUUUCAAUAAAGCUUCGACUUGUUGAAAAUGAUAAGGUUAUUUUCAAUGCAAACAAUCUCCUUGUAGAAUUGUAAAUGUAAAUAUUAUCUUAUAUUAGAUGGACCUAUGAUAAAAUACCAAAAAAACUUACUCACAACAAUAGAAAUUAAUCAAUAUACAAGGGUUGUUAACAAACGAUGAUUAAAAAAGGCUAUGGAUGUUUAACUAGAAUACAGAUUAAAGAAGUUUCUUCUCAUUUUCCAAGAGGACUAUUAUAACUUAUAGUACUCCCAAUAGAUGAUGGCGCUGUUAUAGGAAAUGAAAGGUAUUUAAUAUCAAAUAGAAAUAGUAAAUUGUUAAUCAAAAAAGAAUGGAUCAAGCCACUUAUAAUAAAUGAUGUUUCAAUUAAGGCAAAAAAAUUUUCAGAUAGACACUAUCCUUAUUUUGCAAAAUCAGAUGGCACAAGGAAUGUUGUUGAAUAAAAUUGA
Messenger RNA from Paramecium sonneborni, 771 nucleotides. The record is from the annotation of a GenBank genome assembly. NCBI's taxonomy places the organism in Eukaryota, Ciliophora, Oligohymenophorea, Peniculida, Parameciidae.